UAUAGGUGUUUGUGUGUUUCUACGUAUGUGUAUACAUGUGUCUAUAUGUUGAGUGUGUUUCUAUGUACGUAUGUGUAUGUAAGUGUAUACAUGUGUCUAUAUGUUGAGUGUGUAUCUAUAGGUGUUUGUGUGUUUCUAUGUAUGUGUAUACAUGUGUCUACAUGUUGAGUGUGUAUCUAUGUAUGUGUAUGUAAGUGUAUACAUGUGUCUAUAUGUUGAGUGUGUAUCUAUAGGUGUUUCUAGGCAAGAGUGCAUUCCUUGCACGUGUGUGUGUUGCCGCUUUACUGGUGUUGCCAUGGAGUCGCUGGUUAAACAUCUGUCCAGAUGCCAGCAUCUUGGCUGGAUGAAUGUGAUUGAGCUGAAGAGCGCCUCCUUCCAUUGGCUGUCCUGUGGUCAGAGGGCCAAGCCAAACACGUGGACCAAGAUGUUCUGCAUCCUUUCUGACUGUCGUUUACUGUUGCUGGACAACUUGGUGGUUCAUCCUUUGCUUCUGGCAGAGAGGGAGGAGACUUGUACGGUGUGGUUGCUAAGAUACAGCCUCCAUGUGACCUCAGCACCUCCUCAUUUCGCCCACAAAGACCCAAGACCCUGUCCACACAGCGCCGCAUUGGACACCCCCACAACCAGAGUUACGGGGUUCCUGUCCAGGACCCUCAAGCAGUCCCUUCGGAGAACUGGCUCCCACCCAAAAGUCUUUCGCCAGAGCAGCAUCAACAUGGCUGACAACAGGCGUGUAAUGCGGCGGCUGCGUUGCGGUAGCCAGGAAUCACUCUUAGGGGCAGGGGGCGUGGCCUCUUUGGAGCUCAAGAUGGACCAAUCAGUGAUCAUCAAACCGGUUCACUCAUCCCUGCUGGGACAGGACUACUGCUUUGAGGUGACCACCUCCACAGGGACCAAGUGUUUCUCCUGUCGAUCAGCAGCAGAACGGGAUAAAUGGAUGGAGAACCUCAGAAGAGCCGUGCAGCCCAACAAAGACAACAGCAGACGAGUGGAGAACGUUCUGACGCUGUGGGUGAUCGAAGCCAAAGACCUGCCUGCCAAGAAGAGGUACUUUUGUGAACUUUGUCUGGAUGACAGCCUGUACGCGCGUACAUCUUGCAAGAUGAAAACGGACAACAUAUUUUGGGGUGAACGUUUCGACUUCAGCAGUCUUCCGUCCGUCAGCGCCGUGACUCUUCACAUCUACAAAGAUACGGACAGGAAGAGGAAGAAGGACAAGAGCAGCUACGUUGGCUUGGUCAACAUCCCCGUUGCCACGGUGACGGGAAGACAGCUGGUGGAGAAGUGGUACUCGGUGAGCGUGCCCAGUACCAUCAGAGCAAAGUCGUGCGUACCGACGGUGCGCGUUAAGGCUCGUUACCAGAGCGUGGUCAUCUUGCCCAUGGAACAGUACAAAGAGUUUGCAGAGUUCAUCAGCGCCAACUACCUGCUGCUCUGCAACACGCUGGAAGCUUCCAUCGGCUUGAGAGCCAAAGAGGAACUUGCCGCAGUGCUGGUCCACAUCCUGCACAGCACCGGCAAGGCCAAGGACUUCCUGACAGACCUGAUGAUGUCAGAGGUGGACCGUUACCAUGACAACGAUCAAUUGAUCUUCAGAGAAAACACUCUAGCAACCAAAAGCAUUGAGGAAUACUUGAAGCUGAUCGGACAGAAGUACCUGCAGGAUGCACUGGGUGAGUUCAUCAAAGCUCUUUACGAGUCGGAUGAGAACUGUGAGGUGGACAUGUCUCGCUGUGUGACGUCGGACCUGGCCGAGCACCAGGCCAACCUGAGGAUGUGCUGUGAACUUGCCUUCUGCAAGAUCCUGGACUCCUACAGGGUGUUUCCUCGGGAGCUGAAGGAGGUGUUUGCGUCGUGGCGCCAGGAGUGCAGCAACCGUGGGCGACCAGACAUCAGCGAACGUCUCAUCAGUGCGUCUCUUUUUCUGCGCUUUCUGUGUCCGGCGGUGAUGUCGCCAUCGCUCUUUGACCUCAUGCAAGGAUACCCGGACGAGCGCACGGCGCGUACUCUAACCCUGAUCGCCAAAGUCAUCCAGACCCUCGCCAACUUCAGCAAGUUUGGCACCAAAGAAGAGUACAUGCUCUUCAUGAACGACUUUGUGGAGCGCCAGUGGAGCAGCAUGCAACGUUUCCUCCAGGAGAUCUCCAACCCCGACGGCCUCAAUCACACGGCCGGCUUUGACGGCUACAUUGACCUCGGCCGAGAACUGUCCAGCCUGCACACGCUGCUCACCGAGCUGGACCAGUCGUGUCUGUCAAAGCUCAGUCCACUUCCACGGAUCCUACGAGACGUAUCGGCAGCUCUGGCUAACCCAGGGGGCGGGGCUUACCCUGGCAAAGCGUCGGCUCCCUCUCCAGAGCUCCAGCGCUUGGUGUCUCCGCCUCCUCUAUCUCCGCCCCUGUCACCUCCUCUGGCAGCCUGCAAUCCCUCGCUUGGCCAGCAGUGUGGGGUUGGACUGGAUGGGGGGCUGCUGGAUUUCACCAGGCUGCCGUCGCCAACUCCGGAGAACAAAGACUUAUUCUUCGUCACCAAAGGGUCAAGUCUGCAGCCUGCGUCAGGCUUGCGUGGCUCCCCGGCCCCGAGCUCCUCCUACUCGGAGCCCAAUGAUGAAGCGGCGUUUGACCUUAGCAACGGGGGCCGGAGGGAGGGGCAGGAAAUGACAUCGGAGAGUCGCAGCCUAUCGCUGAUUGACCUGCAGGACUCCUCCCCCAAUGACGCACAUGAUGAGAGCCAAUGGCAGCGCAGGGCGGGGCUCCUGCCUCUGUCUUUCCAGAACCCAGUCUAUCACAUGUCGUCACGACAACCUCUUCAGCCCGAGGCCACGCCCCCCGAUGGUUCAGUCACCUCGCAGGGCAACAGCGACGACAGGCACGCCGCGCCAACCAAACCAGCUUUUCUCACCCAGAUGCCUGUGGGCGUGGCCGGUGGCGAGCGGGGGGAACGGAUGUCGGCCAUGUCGAGCAGCAGCAGCGGGGAAGAAUAUUCUCGAAGAGCACUUUCACUCUCUGAAACGCUGCCAAGUAGCUCGGCCCCGCCCCGCCAAAACUCUUCUGGUCCUCAGAGACGCAUCGACCAACCUCCUCCCCCUGCCUCUGCUCCCCCGGGCCCGCCUCGAGGCCGGACACCUCCCAGCAUGCUCAGCGGGGGCUCAGCCUACCCUCCUCGCCCCGCCUCCGGCAGCAUGAUGUCAUCGAGCCCUGAUUGGCCAAGCAGCGGACAUUCGCGGCUGCGUCAGGCCUCCUCCUCAUCGAAAGGAGACAGUCCUGAAAAACAACGGCCGGCUACCAAGGCUCCUUCUCCAUGUGCGUUGGAUCGCACAGCGGCCUGGUUACUUAACAUGAACUCCGCCUCUUCCUAUGGCGAGAUGGAAGACGAGCGUCACGACGACACCAUCAUCGAAAGGUACCAGCAGGACAUUGCGUUGCUUCAGGAGAAACUGCGUGUGGCGGCGCUGCGUCAGGAGGAGUGCGAGGCCCGCCUCCUCGUUCAGGACCAGCAGAACCAGCGUCUGCUGCAGGAAUACCAGGCUCGGCUGGAGGACACAGAGAGUCGACUGAGGAGGCUACAGGAUGAUAAAGAUCUCCAGAUGAACAGUAUCAUCAGCAGGUUAAUGGCUGUAGAAGAGGAGCUGAAGAAAGACCAUUCUGACAUGCAGGCUGUGGUGGACUCCAAACAGAAGAUCAUUGAGGCCCAGGAGAAGAGGAUAGCGAGUCUGGAUGCUACCAACGGUCGCCUGAUGGCGGCACUCGCUCAGCUGAAGGAACGGUACGGCGUGACCUCACAGAGGAAUGGUCUGUCGCCAAGCAACACAUCAUCAUUGCAGAUCACAGAAAAUGGCGAGUUCCGGAAUUCUGGUAAUUGUUGAGGUUCCACCUGGCAACAGGAAGUAGGCCCCCUACACCAUUCAAGGGACACGCGUCCCCAGGAGUGGACCUGACCUUUGAACUUCAUCCUCUUCUCACUGUUUCAUUUUGAACAAGUUUGACACCAUUUCCUGUUUCUGUACACCACUUCCUGCUUGCUGUGUUGCACCGGUCGGUCCAGGAUGUUACCAGUGAAGCUUUAGCUUGUGACUCGUGGACAGUGAGAUGUUUGCAACAUUUUUGUUACCUUGCAACAGGAAGCAUGCAAAGCUUAAAAAUAAAAGCUAUUUCAAAUAAA
Molecule: messenger RNA, 4161 nt
Organism: Doryrhamphus excisus (bluestripe pipefish)
Lineage: Eukaryota; Metazoa; Chordata; Actinopteri; Syngnathiformes; Syngnathidae
Product: disabled homolog 2-interacting protein
Biological process (GO): regulation of GTPase activity
Source: RefSeq, a predicted model, not a curated record